Messenger RNA from Brachypodium distachyon (stiff brome), 979 nucleotides. Its product is annotated as coatomer subunit zeta-1. The record is from RefSeq and is a predicted model, not a curated record. Lineage: Eukaryota; Viridiplantae; Streptophyta; Magnoliopsida; Poales; Poaceae. The transcript has 6 exons. Gene Ontology annotation, cellular component: COPI vesicle coat. Gene Ontology annotation, biological process: intracellular protein transport; intra-Golgi vesicle-mediated transport; retrograde vesicle-mediated transport, Golgi to endoplasmic reticulum. Bases 160 to 693 code for a protein of 177 amino acids.
GGGAGUAUAGUCUACUCGUGCUUGCUACGACGUUUCGUUCAGCUCACUCGUCCUGCCGUGCGUCCCCCCGUCUCGUUUGGCCUGCGCUGCCCAACCGCCGGAGAUCUCGUCCACCGUCUCGCUCCCCCGCGGUUCCAGCGAUUCCGUCCGCCUUUCCAAAUGGAAUCCUGUCCUUCGGUGAAGAACAUUCUGUUGCUGGAUUCCGAGGGAAAGCGCGUCGCCGUCAAGUACUACACAGAUGAUUGGCCCGUGCUCUCGUCGAAGCUGGCCUUCGAGAAGUCGGUCUUCGUGAAGACCCAGAAAGCAAAUUCUGGGGCAGAAGCUGAGAUUGUAAUGUUUGAUGGUCACAUUGUUGUGUAUAAAUUCAUCCAAGACCUGCACUUUUUUGUUACUGGAGGAGAUGAGGAGAAUGAACUUAUUUUAGCAUCAGUUCUUCAGGGAUUCACUGACGCUGUUGACCUUAUUCUUAGAAAUAAUGUCGAGAAAAGAACAGCACUUGAAAAUCUGGACCUGAUCCUAUUAUGCCUUGAUGAAAUUGUUGAUGGAGGGAUUGUCCUAGAAACAGAAGGAAGUGUGAUAGCUGAUAAGGUAUCAGCUCAUGGAGCAGAGGGCGGUACAUCAAUCGCUGAGCAGACCAUAGUUCAGGCCCUAACAACAGCAAGAGAGCACUUUGCCAAAUCUCUUCUAAUGUGACGUGUUGUGCUUCCGAGAUGGAAGACGGAAGUGGCAUCCUUAUCACUUGUAUGCGCGGGAUGGAUGUGUUCAUUUUGUUAACAAAGAAGGAAAAGGGAGUCUGAAACUAUGUAUGUGUAGAGCCGCAUGGUUCUGGCGACAUUCCCUGGUUGGUCAGUUUUGUGAGUGUAGACAAAGAUUGUGAAUUGUGAUUGGACCCAUUCUUUACCAUGCUUGUAUACUCUACUAUACUGGUACUAAAAAUCAAUUCAUAAAUAAACGGGUAAUGAGCCACCUGUACACUUUC